GAGAAUCUGGUAGAAGUAAGUUUUGGAUAGUUAAUUAAGUUUCCAAAUCUGGCACCUUUCAGUUUUGUCGCACCCUCCUUGUUUUUGACAAUGCAAUCAUAUGCUUCUGCUAUGUUAAGCGUAUUUAACACUGAUGAUUACAGUCCAGCUGCGCAACAGAACGUUCCUGCUCUCCGGAGAAGCUCUUCCUUCAUUUGCACUGAAAGCUGUAGCUCUAAGUAUCGGUGUGAAGCAGGAGAAAACAGUAAAGGCAGCGUCCAGGAUAGAGUGAAGCGACCCAUGAACGCAUUCAUUGUGUGGUCUCGCGAUCAGAGGCGCAAGAUGGCUCUAGAGAAUCCCAAAAUGCUAAACUCAGAGAUCAGCAAGCAGCUGGGAUACCAGUGGAAAAUGCUUACCGAAGCCGAUAAACGGCCAUUCUUCCAGGAGGCACAGAAACUACAGGCCAUGCAUAGAGAGAAAUACCCGAAUUAUAAGUAUCGACCUCGUCGGAAGGCGAAGAUGCUGCAAAACAGUUGCAGUUUGCUUCCCGCAGAUCCUUCUUCGGUACUCUGCAGAGAAAUGGAACUGGACAACAGAUUGUACAGGGAUGACUGUAUCAAAGCCACACACUCAAGAAUGCAGCUAGGCCACUUACCGCCCAUCAACACAGCCAGCUCACCGCAGCAACGGGACCGCUACAGCCACUCGACAAAGCUGUAGGACAAUCGGGUAACACUGGCUACAAAGACCUAUGUAGAUGCUCGUUUUUACGGUAACUUACAGCCCUCACUUUCUUAUGUUUAGUUUCAAUAUUGUUUUCUUUUCUCUGACUAAUAAAGGUCUUAU
Rhinopithecus roxellana (golden snub-nosed monkey) is the source of this 825-nucleotide messenger RNA. RefSeq names its product sex determining region Y (gene SRY). Gene Ontology annotation, molecular function: RNA polymerase II cis-regulatory region sequence-specific DNA binding; DNA-binding transcription factor activity, RNA polymerase II-specific. Gene Ontology annotation, cellular component: nucleus. The coding region runs from base 91 to 699 and encodes 202 amino acids. NCBI's taxonomy places the organism in Eukaryota, Metazoa, Chordata, Mammalia, Primates, Cercopithecidae. The transcript has a single exon. The record is from RefSeq and is a predicted model, not a curated record. Gene Ontology annotation, biological process: male sex determination; cell differentiation; positive regulation of transcription by RNA polymerase II.